CAGUUACAAACAUAGUAUUACAUACAAAUAUACAUUCAUACAUUAAACACACACACACACACAUGCAAACGCUAAUGAAAACAUGACCUUCUUGGCGAAGGUAAUAAGUAACUAUCUAAUCACUUCUGCGGGAGUUUUAGGACCAGAAGCCUGGUGGAUUCUGGAAGAUUCACGAAGGAAGACUUGCUGAAGAAGUCAUUGAACUUGGUUAUUAACUCUAAAGAAGAGAGGAAACUAGUGUUGGACUUUCUUCAAAACAACUGGGACUACAUGAUAGAAGGCUCCACAGAUCCUUCUACACUCAUCCUCAGACUGACAUGGGAUUUCAGCACACACAAGGACUUGCGACAGUUUGAAGACUUCCUGACCGGCCAUCCUGACAUGGCGUCUCAUUCUGACGUCAUCGGAGCGCUGGAGCGGACCCGCCAGCACAUUCUGUGGAGAGAGCGGAACGAGGACGCCGUGAGGGGCUGGCUGGCACGGGAGCGGCAUGGGAGCGGCACGGGAGGGGAACGAGGACGCCUUGAGAGGCUGGCUGGCACGGGAGAGACACGGGAGGGGAACGAGGACGCUGUGAGGGGCUGGCUGGUAUACGGGAGAGACACGGGAGGGGAACGAGGACGCUGUGAGGGGCUGGCUGGUACGGGAGAGACACGGGAGGGGAACGAGGACGCCGUGAGGGGCUGGCUGGUACGGGAGAGACACGGGAGGGGAACGAGGACGCCGCGAGGUGAUGGCUGGUACGGGAGCGGCACGGGAGGGGAUAUAUAGGGUUAUCUACAGUCAUACUUACUGCGGCUUGUCUGACUUUUUACGUAUAGCAAAAUACGCUAACAACCUCAUUCUGUUAGGGCUACGGCCAAACGAUUUGACAAAGCGCUCGACGAAUUUCAUAGAUAAAAAGGAAUAUUUUAACGUUUUGUGAUUUGUUGCUUUUUAGUCUACCGAAAGAUUCCAUAUUCCUAUUAUGAAAUCAAGGGUUACACAGUCUCUAACUCAUCUCGCAACGAGGCAGAAACCUAUAAAAGAAAAUUAAGCUUUUGUACAAACUUGGUCAGUUUUCAUCUGUUUCUUUUUGUAAAUGUAGAUGGCCCUACCAAUGCCUUUGCACGCGGCAAGUACUGUUAAGUUUCAUUUACUAUAUUUAGAAGAGCAAUAGGUACCAAGGCAUUUCAUUACUCUUUGUCUGACGUAGUUAAUUAUUGGUCAUGAAAAAGUACUAUCCGAGUGGCAUGUGUAGUAUUAUGGUGUGUGCACGUGUUCUGGCGUAA
Messenger RNA from Branchiostoma floridae (Florida lancelet), 1271 nucleotides. RefSeq lists its product as uncharacterized. The record is from RefSeq and is a predicted model, not a curated record. Lineage: Eukaryota; Metazoa; Chordata; Leptocardii; Amphioxiformes; Branchiostomatidae. The transcript is spliced from 3 exons. The coding region runs from base 271 to 771 and encodes 166 amino acids.